CAUGAUGAAGAGCCUGGUGGGGAUCAUGUGGAUUGUGUUGGUGCUCAUAUCAGGAUGCUCGGGAAAUCCGGACGCAAAGCGCUUGUACGACGACCUGCUCUCCAACUACAACAAGCUCGUCCGGCCGGUCGUCAACGUGACGGACGCCCUGACAGUUAAAAUCAAGCUCAAGCUAUCGCAGCUCAUCGACGUGAACCUGAAAAAUCAGAUAAUGACGACGAAUCUCUGGGUGGAACAGUCGUGGUACGAUUACAAGCUCCAAUGGGAUCCGAAGGAGUACGGGGGCGUCGAGAUGCUGCACGUUCCCUCUGACCACAUAUGGAGGCCCGACAUAGUUUUGUACAACAACGCCGAUGGCAACUUCGAGGUGACCCUGGCAACGAAGGCCACCCUCAACUACACGGGCCGAGUCGAGUGGAAGCCACCAGCGAUAUACAAGUCUUCCUGCGAGAUCGACGUCGAGUACUUUCCCUUCGACGAGCAGACCUGCGUCAUGAAAUUCGGCUCUUGGACCUACGACGGCUUUCAGGUCGAUCUGAGGCACAUAGACGAGGUGCAGGGCAGCAACGUGAUCGACAUCGGCGUUGAUCUCUCCGAGUUUUAUACGUCCGUCGAGUGGGACAUACUCGAGGUCCCGGCUGUCAGGAACGAAAAGUUUUAUACUUGCUGCGACGAGCCGUACCUCGACAUCACUUUCAACAUCACCAUGAGACGCAAGACCCUCUUCUACACGGUCAAUCUCAUCAUACCCUGCAUGGGCAUAUCCUUUCUCACCAUACUCGUCUUCUAUUUGCCCAGCGACAGCGGCGAAAAGGUGAGUCUGUCAAUUUCGAUCCUCCUGUCGCUGACUGUGUUCUUCCUCUUGCUGGCUGAGAUCAUUCCGCCGACUUCCCUCGUGGUGCCGCUUCUCGGGAAAUUCGUCCUCUUCACUAUGAUACUCGACACGCUAAGUAUUUGCGUGACAGUUGCGGUACUGAAUGUGCACUUCCGCUCGCCUCAGACGCACGUGAUGAAGCCUUGGGUGCGCCGAGUAUUCAUUCACGUUUUGCCCAGAUUAUUGGUAAUGCGCAGUUUCAUUCCCAGGCCGCAGUACCAGAUCGACAAGCGCAGCCUUUCGUCUUCUUCGCUUGUCGUCGGCGCUACGGCUGCUACGCAACAUCACCCGCACCGAUCGCCAUCGGCGUCCUCGUCCCAGCGCGUCGUCGUGCGCACCUGCAACGGCCUGGAGCUGCGCCACGACCCCUACGCCGAGGCCUCGGCCUCGGAACUGCUCGAGUCCUCGAUCUUGUUUCCCAGCCUCGAUUCGCGGGACAACAUCAGGGAGCUGGAAGCGAUAAACCUCGGCAGUCAGUGCAGGCUUCAUGGUUCACCCGGUGCUGCUGCAGCGGCGGCCUCGACGACGACUCAUCACCCCUUGCCAACCGAAGACAGCGUCGAGGAGCUCUGCCGUAGUCUGAAUCACUGGCACCACUGCCCCGAGCUGUAUCGGGCCGUCGAGAGCGUGCGCUACAUCGCCGAUCACACGAAGCGCGAAGAGGACUCGACAAAAGUAAAGGAGGACUGGAAGUUCGUGGCGAUGGUGCUCGACCGUCUGUUCCUGUGGAUAUUCACGCUGGCAGUGGUGGUUGGGACCGCGGGUAUUAUUUUGCAGGCGCCAACCCUCUACGACGACAGGCUGCCCAUCGAUGUCCGCCUUUCCGAGAUAGCUUCGACAACGUCCAAACCAGGUUUUUUCAUAAUGCAAUAAAUCUCAGUUACACCCAUUUAGUAUUUAACGAUAUAUUUUGCCAAUUUCGCCAAUUUUUCAAUUGAUACAAACACACUUGACAGUGCGUGAUAAUAUUUUUUAUUAAUUUUAAUAAAUUCGAAAAAAGUAAGCAGUUAAUUUUCUGUUGUUGACAAAUGCAAGAAAACAAUAUCGUUCGUAACACAAUAUUUCCACGCACUAAAAGUCAGACAGACUUACGUAACAGUAUAUAAUAUAUGCGUAUAGCUUUGUUGCGCCAUAUGCCACACCGAUAAACCAAAACUAUUUUUUUCACUGAUGCAGUGAUCACGACCCUUUGAGACGGCCAUAGCUAUCACGAUUGCCACUCACACCACCACGACUACUGCUACUCACUACUACCACUACUACUAAUGGCACCUUCGUCUUCUUCGCUUGUCGUCGGCGCUACGGCUGCUACGGUACCUUCCGCUAUACGAUUCGGAGAUAAUUUUUUUUUUUUAUUUUCCAUUAUAAUGAAAUGGCACCUACAACUCGACGCCAAGUAUCAAAAGCUAUCACCUUCGUUUUUCACGUCAAAUUAAAUUCACUCCGACAAAAGCCCAGCAAAAUGACGAAUUUCAAGAGCCCAUCGUUUCUGUGUACAUAGUGGAAUUUAAGCUCGGAGGUGCUCAAGAAGUGUUUGGUAUUUUUUUUGUUUUUGUUUUGUUGUCAAUCGUGCCAGAGCUUUACGGUCCUGUUCUCGGUCUUGAACGAAGAGCUUUAGCUCUCGAGUGACAAUGCACAAAGCCUUUUUUUUUUUAUCGUCUUUGUCGUCGUGCUCGUUUGGCCACUAUGGAUGUAUAUUAUAUUAUUCGGUCCGAUCUCGUGUCGCGCUGUUUCUAUUCAUCGGCACCGCGAAGGACACCGUCGUCGAGUCAUGAAACACAUCUGAAGAAUCGCAUUUUUCGCCAAACAAAGAGGUCACGCGAUUUUGAAUCCGGAAGCGAGCUCGCGAUCGUUUAAGGACAACUUGUUUCGACUUGGAGCUUCGUCCUCGAGAGCAAUUCUCCUGUACGCGCGCGCAUGGACAUACGUCUCGUCUUAACCCACUUCCAAUCGGUGCGGAGUUCAAAACAAAAAGGUUUGUGCGUAUAUGUGUGUGUGUGUGUGUAGGGUGUUUGCAAGGAGUGGCGGUGACAUUAUGUACGAGCGUCUCGCAGAGCACACGUAAUUCGUAAAGUAUUGUUCGGCAAACAAAAAAAAAUUUACGACGGAUUCGUUGGCAACGUGUAUGCUAUAUGUGGGAAUGAAAGUGUGAGUGAAUGAGCGAUAAUACAGGGGAUUGACGGUCGCGCGGUGCACUACGUUAAAGGAUUUCAUUACGAAAACAAAAAGAAAAUAAUAAUAAUAAUAAUCGCUUCCGUUUCUUCUUUUUUUUUUGUGCUUUUGAACAAAACAUCUCACAUUUACCUACUCAUUUUUUGUUUAAUUUUUUUUUAUCCCUAUCAAAUGUGAAAAAAUACUGGAUUGCGCAUUUUAUCCUCGCUACGGUAAACAAGAGAAGUGAGAUUUGCGGAGAAAAAAAAAAUUGCGAAAAUAUUAAUGGUGGGAUGGAGAACGAGAGUUAAAAAUCGAGAUAAAAAUAAUACCUGCACUCAAGGGGCCACAAUAUUACACAGUGAGAAAGAAGGUGUCGAAAGCAAGAAUGUAAUUACCGAAAAGGGUAAGAAGUUAACAAAAGCGGUAUAAAAAAAAAAAAAACGGACAAACCGUAAAAAAAAUACACUCGUACCGCGUUAUAUAUAUUAUACUAUGCAAUGAAAAAAAUUCUAAAUAAAUCUGCAUCGAGGUGUAACGUUGUAACAACGUGUAUAUGCGGGAAGGCAAAUCGUGGGGUCCACUUAAAAAAAAAAAUAAAAAAAAAUAAAUGAAAUUAAA
Messenger RNA from Copidosoma floridanum, 3646 nucleotides. It is a transcript of the gene nAChRa3, whose product is annotated as nicotinic acetylcholine receptor alpha3 subunit. Gene Ontology annotation, molecular function: acetylcholine-gated monoatomic cation-selective channel activity; transmembrane signaling receptor activity. The record is from RefSeq and is a predicted model, not a curated record. NCBI's taxonomy places the organism in Eukaryota, Metazoa, Arthropoda, Insecta, Hymenoptera, Encyrtidae. Gene Ontology annotation, cellular component: postsynaptic membrane. Gene Ontology annotation, biological process: monoatomic ion transmembrane transport.